AUUCCCCUCCUUAGCUUCUCUGCUUCCUUCUCUCUGCCCAUUCUGGGUUGCUGCCACCAUUGUUUCCUGGGCUUCCAGGACAGCCCUCCUGGUUCCUCCUGCUGCAGCACUUCUACCAUUGGAGCUGGGCAGAAAAAGAGCAGUGGCGGAGAGGGGCGGCAGGAUGAAUGUGGGCACAGCACACAGCGAGGUGAACCCCAACACGCGGGUGAUGAACAGCCGUGGCAUCUGGCUCUCCUACGUGCUGGCCAUUGGGCUUCUCCAUGCUGUGCUGCUAAGCAUCCCCUUCGUGAGUGUCCCUGUCGUCUGGACCCUUACCAAUCUCAUCCACAACAUGGGCAUGUACAUUUUCCUGCACACGGUGAAGGGGACACCCUUUGAGACUCCGGACCAGGGCAAGGCGAGGUUGCUAACCCACUGGGAACAGAUGGACUAUGGGGUCCAGUUCACAGCCUCUCGGAAGUUCCUGACCAUCACACCCAUUGUUCUGUACUUCCUCACCAGCUUCUACACCAAGUACGACCAGAUCCAUUUCAUCCUCAACACUGUGUCCCUGAUGAGUGUGCUCAUCCCCAAGCUGCCCCAGCUCCAUGGAGUCCGGAUUUUUGGAAUCAAUAAGUACUGAGGGUGCAGCCCCUUCCCCUGCCCAGGAUGGCUGGGGAAGGGUAGAAGGCCUGUGCUGUGAUACUGAAGACAGAAGGAGCCUCUGGACACUGCCAGAGAUUUGGGUUGAGCCUCUGGGCCUAGUUUACCCCCUUGCUUCCCCCAGUAGCCGACUUGGAGUAGCUUGUAGUGGCGUUGGGGUGAGCCCUUUGCGGCUCUGACCCCUUCCGAUUUUUUUGAUCUUUUCCUUUUGCCUUUUGAAUAGAGAAUCCAUGGGGGUGGUCAUGGAAUGGGCUGGGCUCCUGGGCUGAACACAACCUGUGAGGUUGGGACAGGAGGCCAGGGAAAAACCCCUGUUCACUUGUUUACCCUCAGGUGGCCAAAGCACUUUAACCCCGCAAGGGGAGCGGAGGGACGGUACAGCUUCUGGGUUGCUUCACUUUAAUUCUUAAGUCUUUCGGGUGCUACUCAGUGUGUGCUUGUAUGUAUGAAAUCAAGUGUAUGACGGGGCCUCGCCGCUGUGGGUGGAGAGCUGUCCAAUACAGGUCUUGGGCUUUUGGCAGCUCUCCUACAACCCCCCUGGGUACUGGGUGGGAGUGGGGAGGGUAAGGAGAGGGAAGGUGGGGUGGGUGUGGAUGGCCUGGUCCCAGAGGUGAGGGGGCCAGGGCUGCUGCCAUCUGGUCCUGCUGGAGGUUGUGGAGCAGGGGGAUAGUGAGUUGACACUUAGAAGAAUGGGGCCGAAUGGCAGCAGAGGAGUAGUGGGAGGGAGGGAAGGAGGGAGGGCUGAGGAGAGAAGCUAGGCCCAGCCUCGUCCUUUGGGUUGUGAGUAGGGAGGAGAGCAGGCUUGGGGGGUUAAUUUGCCCACAGAAUGGUGAUGGUAAUAGGGAAGGGAGGCUACUGUGGUUUUGAAACUCCUGGGUUGGCAUGAGGGGGUGGACGUGGGUGGAAGAGGUCCAUGAGUCAUCCAAGCACAGGUCCAAUCUGACAGCUGUCUCAGUGGCGUGAGGGGCGGGGGGAAGCUGCAGCAGAGAUGAUGGGUGGUGGGGCCCUCCACAGCCCCUCCCCUCCAUAACCUCCUCCUGCAGACUGGUGCUGGGACAGGCCUCUCAUGUGGCAUGCAUGUGUGGGGAUAUGAGGCCACCCCCAUGGGGUUGGUGGGCUCGAGCAGGGCAGUGGAAGUAGCAAGGAGUGGCCUGCAGGUGCAGUCACCUUGGCCUGAGAAGAGAGCUGGGGCUGGAGCCUGGGCCUGAGCAUGGGCUGGAGAGAAGCCGCUGUAUCCACCCCAGUCCAACUAGGGCAGUGUUAACUUUUGAAAAAAUGUGGAUGCCUGUGCUCUCUCCCAGCAGCCUGAGGGAGCAGGGGAGGUCACCGGCCCUGUUUGCUGCCUCCUGCUCCUCCACCUCCCACCCCGUGUAUAAUAGGGAACUUUCACCUCAAAAUCUUUCUAAGCAAAGUGUGAAUAGGAUUUUUACUCCCUUUGUACAGUAUUCUGAGAAAUGCAAAUAAAGGGCAAUGUGUCCCUGUUUCCCCA
This is a messenger RNA of Galeopterus variegatus (Sunda flying lemur), 2134 nucleotides long. RefSeq names its product ORMDL sphingolipid biosynthesis regulator 3 (gene ORMDL3). Gene Ontology annotation, cellular component: endoplasmic reticulum membrane. Gene Ontology annotation, biological process: ceramide metabolic process; intracellular sphingolipid homeostasis; negative regulation of ceramide biosynthetic process. The transcript is spliced from 4 exons. Bases 164 to 625 code for a protein of 153 amino acids. The record is from RefSeq and is a predicted model, not a curated record. NCBI's taxonomy places the organism in Eukaryota, Metazoa, Chordata, Mammalia, Dermoptera, Cynocephalidae.